AUGGAGGUCUACGUAGAUGACAAGCUAGUCAAAGCUCCCCAACGAGCAGAUCACAUCAAGAAUCUUGAUGAAGCAGUCAGCUUGCUCCGAAGUGGGGCUUAUGCCGCAAGCACCUACCAAGAAAGACAUGAUGAUCAUCGCCACAAACUUAUCGAGGCCGAAGCUCUAUCCUUUACUAAAGAAACCAAUGUAGAGUGA
Molecule: messenger RNA, 198 nt
Organism: Prunus armeniaca (apricot)
Lineage: Eukaryota; Viridiplantae; Streptophyta; Magnoliopsida; Rosales; Rosaceae
Source: the annotation of a GenBank genome assembly